Messenger RNA from Mercenaria mercenaria, 3013 nucleotides. RefSeq lists its product as uncharacterized. NCBI's taxonomy places the organism in Eukaryota, Metazoa, Mollusca, Bivalvia, Venerida, Veneridae. The transcript has 4 exons. The record is from RefSeq and is a predicted model, not a curated record. Bases 144 to 2444 code for a protein of 766 amino acids.
CGUCCAGUCAUGCUUUUGCCGUUACCGCAUUUUGUCUUGUCUUGGUUAGUGUCGUGUUAAUCACAAAAUUCGGGUCACCAGAUAUCUACCUGGUGUCACAAGUAUCGACAUGGUUCCUUCAAGGAAACACAAGAAGCGGCAACAUGAAUGGUAAAUACCUGGUAUUUAGUGGAGGAAACCAAGCGGUACCAUUCAACGAUGACUACUCAAGCAAAGGUCAUGAAUAUUUCGAUGUAUACUCCCCAGAAAUCGCAACGCAUUAUGGCGAAGUUUUCUGGACUGGCCUGAACUUCAAUCCUCUCCCGAAAAAAAUCGUGGACAGAUUCAAAGGAAAGGUCAUAGCGAUAACUGGCUACGAACAAGACCAGGUCAUGGUAUCGCCAGUAGGUCAACCCGGGGUCAACCCUGAUGCUGAUGUCUCCGUUCCGAUUAACUGGGCAUAUAACCACCAUUAUAUAGUAUGGGUGACCGGAAACCAUUCCGAACUGGUUCGAAUACCUAACCCAGAUCCAAACGACGUAACAGUUCAUGGUUCGCCAAAGGAAUGGAUGGUCAUAGACAAACCAUCGGCCAGAGAACGCAUCAAUAAAAACAUACCAACCAAUCAAAUGUUUAGCGAAGGUAACGGCGGCGAAUCGCGCAAAAGUUUCCACGGCUACCCGACCGGAUAUGCACAGCUGAUUGACUCCCCGAAUAUGUGGCAUAUUAUUCCUAUGCAGAUAGAUACAAGGAACCGUGACUGUGGUGUUACUCCGAAAGACAUUAAGAACUGCACUAAUCAUAAAGUACCGGGACCUGAACCCAAACAAGCGAGAUAUGGACUCGGAAUACCAAAAGGUGGAUCCCCCUACUCUGGAAUACUGGAGUGCCCAUGUAACGGUCGAUUUGGCGGGGAUCCAUCAAUUUAUGGCAAAGAUACUCUAACAAAAAGUGUAAAGCAUCAUUAUAUAUGUGUAUCACAGGCAUCCUGUGAUAAUGCAACGGUUGUUAACGCUGCUGAGUGUUUCAGCUCGCUAAGUAUGCUAGGAAUUAAGGUAAAUAAGAACGUGACUGUUUCUACUCCUACGAAUUCAGUUCCAUAUGGAUGCACAGUGCAAUUAUCAUCGGACGGUACAUUGACAGUUACAUAUAAUAGAUUUCAAAGCUCUGCCCAAUGUUCUACCUCUCCUACGAGAUCUGGAACUGCACACUUUAGCAUUGGAACAACUGCCAAAGUAGAUCUAAACAGUACAACAGCAAUGAUCAACAUUUCUGGUCCAUCUAAUGUUUGGUUUGGAAUUGGAUUCAACGCAAGUCACAUGUCUGACUCUCCAUAUACAAUCAUCGUGAGUUCUGUGGGGAUCCAAGAACGCCAGAUUGGUACAUGCGGAAGCGAAGCUGAGCACUGUCCAGGAGAUGCGUUGGAAACUUCUAUUCAUGUAGUGUCCAACAAGGUCUCCGAUGGUAUAAGAACAGUAAUUUUGUCACGACCACUGAAAGGAAAAACUAAUAAACACUACACGUUCGAUCCGUCAGCACAAUCUCAAAUAGAUAUGAUUUCCGCCAUAGGAUCAACAGAAAUAUUUGCAUAUCACAAAGAUAGGACGGCAGGCGUUUUGUCACUUUUGGCUAAGGCUAAAUCAACUUGCAUCUGUGAUAUAGGUAGAAUUAACCAACUGUGUGAAACAAAUGGGACUUCAUGUGACUCAUUCAUAAAGUAUUGCGUACCACCACCUGCUGGUGACCUUCUUCGUCAAAAAAAUCCAACAUGUAACUCAAAGCAGUAUGCUGGUGGUCUACGAUGCUGCAAACAUAAGCGUAUCAUGCUUGAUGCGGAUCAGCCAGUCAGGCCUGAGCUGUUAAGAUAUCACAUGAAAUAUCGAUUUUGGUUCCAAGCAUAUGAAGCAAACGAGGAGCAAGUAUCUCAUUACAAUCUUCAGCGCCUCCACUACCAGACCGAGGCAUGGGCAGGGGAAUAUGAUGUUCCACCUGCCUUUGCACGUCCUCGGAAACCUAUUCCAGGUUACCCUAAUUGGCCAGAAAAUACUCCGACUCCCGGAACCACUUGUACCGGAAAAUGCCCUGAUGGUGAAGAUUGUGAAUGUGUCCACACGAUCACACAUAGAUGGACCGUGAGCAAUAUUCGACUUUUUUAUGUCAGUGGUCAUUGUCACGCACCGUCCUGUAUCUCAAUAUCGCUGUACAGGAACGAUACCGGGCACGAAAUGGAGUUACUCUGCAAACAGGUUCCAGUCCAUGGAAAGGGUAAAGUUUCACACGACAAGUUUGAUGAAACAGGUUACAUCGCCAUUCCGCCGUGUCUGUUUGGCAAUGAUAUGGGUCUCAAUCCUUCGAUUUGGUUGCCACAAAACACUCCUGUGGUCUCAAUAAAACACAACAGGAACACUCACAUGGGUCAUUAUGGUGAAAUGGCAUUGUGGCAGAUGAGAGUAACGUCUUUUUAACCAUGAAUGAAAGUGAUUGUUGACACAUACAUAUCGGCUUGAAUUAACAAUACGCAACACUCUUUAAUCUUAACGAGUUUAAUAAUGAGUGUUUUACUGUAGGUCGUAAUUGUACGUAACUUAGCAAUGAGAUGAUUACUUCAGUCUUCAUACGAUAACUGCAACUAAACAGAAGCUGAACAUGUUUGCUGAUGUUGUUAAUUGUUAGUUUUCUUUGAUUUAGUCGUACGUUAGAAUGCAUAUAUAUAAUAAUAACAUUCAAAUUUGAUAGGCAAUAUGAUGAGAAAAAUAACGCCAACGCCCGGGUGUCCACAGAUUACUUCAAGUGCUUACAUAAGCACAACACUAUCUUGUGAAAGACAACUGUCCGAAAUUCUCAGUUAAUUGUAUUAUACAUAACGUGGAGAUUUUUUUAUAUUCGAGGGAAAGAUCUAUGGAAUUUCACACGUAUAUCGCAAUGUCGCUGGAAUGGCUAUGUCUUCUCUUAAAAGUUUGAACAGAAUUGUUGCAAGCUAUUUUCUGUCAGUUAGUUGAUUUAUUGUUCGUAAUAAUAAAAAUAGGUUACUGUC